UUCUCCGUGUGCAAUGGCCCCGGACUCGGGUCCCCUUCGUGAAGGACCUCUCUUAAAGCUCCUACCUUUGGAUACCCGGGACCGGGGUACCCAGCGCUGUCGCCUGGGCCCGGCAGCCCUCCAUGCCUUGGGUGCGCACUUAGGCUCGGCGGUGAAGAUCACGCUGCUUGACGGCGGCUCCUGCCUUUGCACCGCCUGGCCGCGGCGGGACGGAGCGGACGGGUUUGUGCAAUUGGAUCCGCAGUGCGCGAAUCCCGGGUGGGCAGGCGAGAAGCCGAGGUUCCAGGGGAGUCUCAGCCUGAGCUGCCUCCGCCUGGUGCCCUGCCCGCCCCUUAGGCACCUCACUGUGUGGCCGAAGUUGCGGGAGCGGGCGGGCGCGCCGGGUGCUCCAAAUCCAGCCGCGGUGCUGGAGGCAGCACAGGAGCUUUUGCGGAACCGGCCAGUCUCCCAGGGCCACGUGGUGGCCGUCCCCAAUGGCGUCCCCGGCCCGGUGGCCGCCCUGCACAUCGUCAGCGGGGUGCCCAGUCCGGAUCCCGCUGGCCUGGUCACUCCUCACACCGUCAUCGGCCUCAGCGGGGUACCUCCGUCGGAAGCGCAAUCGCAGCCCGAGGUUCCCCUGGGGGGCCUUUCCGAGGCGGCCGACUCGCUGCGAGAGCUCCUCAGCCUGCCGCUCCGCUACCCCCGCGCCUUGGCCGCGCUGGGGCUAGCGGUGCCCCGCGGGGUGCUCUUGGCGGGCCCCCCGGGAGUAGGCAAGACCCAGCUAGUGCGCGCUGUAGUGCGGGAGGUGGGCGCGGAGUUACUGGCAGUGAGCGCCCCCGCGCUGCAGGGCUCCCGGCCCGGGGAGACCGAGGAGAACGUGCGGCGGGUCUUCCAACGCGCCCAGGAGCUUUCCAGCCGCAAGCCCACCCUCCUCUUCCUGGACGAGGUAGACGCCCUAUGUCCCCGGCGGGGUGGCCCACACCAAGCCCCGGAGAGCCGCGUGGUGGCCCAGGUAUUGACGCUGCUAGAUGGCAUCAGCGGGGACCGCGAGGUGGUGGUGGUGGGAUCCACCAACCGGCCUGACGCUCUAGACCCAGCGCUGCGCAGACCUGGGCGAUUUGACCGAGAGGUUGUCAUUGGGACUCCCACACUUAAACAAAGAAAGGAGAUUCUACAGGUGAUUACCUCAAAGAUGCCCAUCUGUCCUCAAGUCAGCUUGAGCCGCCUUGCAGAAAUGACAGUUGGCUACGUUGGCGCAGACCUGACAGCGCUCUGCAGGGAGGCCGCCAUGCAUGCUCUGCUUCAUAGUGGGAAGAACGAGGACAGUCCGAUGAUUGAUGAAACCGACUUCCUUGAAGCUUUUAAAAAGAUUCAGCCAUCGUCAUUUCGAAGUGUCAUUGGACUGAUGGACAUCAAGCCUAUUGGCUGGGAGCAGAUUGGUGGCCUUGAAGAUGUAAAACUGAAGUUAAAACAGAGCGUUGAAUGGCCUCUGAAAUUCCCUCGUGAAUUUGUUAGGAUGGGCCUGACACCGCCCAGGGGCGUUCUCCUGUGUGGGCCUCCUGGGUGCGCUAAAACCACCCUGGUGAGGGCCCUGGCCACCAGCUGCCAUUGCUCUUUGGUUUCUGUGAGCGGAGCUGAUCUCUUUUCACCUUUUGUUGGAGAUUCAGAAAAACUCUUGUCUCAGGUAUUUCGACAAGCAAGAGCAAAUACUCCAGCAAUUGUGUUUUUGGAUGAAAUUGAUUCAAUCCUGGGCUCUCGAUCAAUCAGCAAAACAGGAUGUAAUGUUCAAGAACGUGUUCUUUCUGUUCUCCUGAAUGAAUUAGAUGGUGUUGGACUGAAACCUAUAGAGAGAAGAGGAAGUAAAUCAGAUCAUCAGGGUAAAUACAAGGAGCUGGAAAAAAAUGAAGAGUUAGAGUUUCAAGAAGUUUUUAAUCAAAAUGUCAUGAUUGUUGCGGCAACAAAUAGACCUGAUGUGUUAGAUGAUGCCUUGUUACGGCCUGGAAGAUUAGAUAAGAUUAUUUAUAUUCCACCUCCAGAUGAAAAGGGCAGGCUUUCUAUUUUGAAAGUCUGUGCAGAAAACAUGCCAGUGGGGCCUGAUGUAUCUUUAGAAAUCUUAGCUGCAGAAACCCGUUUUUUCUCUGGAGCUGAUCUUGGAAACCUCUGCAAAGAAGCUGCCUUGCUGGCUUUGCAAGAAAAUGGACUAGAAGCAACCGCUGUGAAACAAGAGCACUUUCUAAAAUCACUUCUGACUGUAAAGCCGUCCUUAAGUCACGAGGAUUUGACUUUAUAUAAAAACUUAUUUCAGAAAGAAGGAUUUUCUAAUUUAGACGGUAUUUAAAAAUAUACCUGCUCAAGGAUUAAUUGAAAUGUGAACUCGAACUAUAGUUUGCAACUUCAUAGUUUUAGAGUUUGUGUAUAUGUUAUUUCCUGUAAAUAAAACAAACAAACGUGCCUGAGAAGCUAAGAUUUCUCUUAUUUCUAAAAGGUAUGUUAAAAUACCAUAAUUUAGGAAGAAAGUAUAUAUAUGUGUGUUGAUUUUGUAGUGGGAAUGGUGGUUUUUGUUUGGUUUUGGUUGAUUGCUUUUUUAACUUUAGUUUGAAAUAAUUUCAUACUUACAGAAAAGCUGCAAGAAUAGUAUAAAGAACUCUGAUAUAGUCUUAACCCAUAUUCACCAAUUUUUUACAUUUUGCCAUAUGCUGAACUACAGACAUACCUUAUUUUAUUCCCCUCACUUUAUUGUACUUCACAGAUGUUGCAUUUUUCACAAAUAGAAGGUAAUACCCUCUACCCAAAAAAAGAUUACAAUUCAUUUUAUUGUGAUACUUUAUUGCCGUGGUUUGGAAGUGAACCUGCAGAUCUGAGGUACGCCUGUGAUUAAGCAUAGGUAUUAUACCUAAUGCCCCUUCAAAUAUGUAGAGUUGAAAAAUUAGCACAAAGAAUACUCACAUUCCUUAUCAAUUAACAUUUUGCCAUAUUUGCUGUAUCUCUCUGUACAUUAUGCUCUUUUAAAACGAAUUCUUUGAAAGUAAGUGGCAGACAUCAUAAAGCUUUUUAUGCCUAAGAGAAAGGACAUUCUAGCUGAGUGUAAUGCCAUUAUCAUCCCUAAGAAGCUGAACAUUAUUUCAAUAAUAUCACCUAACAUAUAACUCAUUUCUGUUUUUAUUGGGAAAUGCCCUGUCUGGUUUCAGGAACUGUAGCCCCGCCGACAAACAAGAGAGCCCCAAGGUUGGAGCUAAUCAAGGAGCUCUUGGGAAGACAGGCUACUGAGGAGACAAAACCUGUCUCCCUGGCAGGGACACAGCCCCUGCCUCCCUCACAUCACCCUGCCUGGCCCUGGAAGAUGGCUGGUUAGUCAAUGACGAGUAAUACCCCUCGAUGGAAGGGGCAACCUAAGACAGGCAUAGCUGCAAUGGGCAUCAGGGAAAACCUUGGGGGACACGGAGAAAGGGCAAAGAGGCCCCCACCCCUUGGCUUUGAUAUGGCUGGGGUCCUCAAUCUAUCUGAGAGAAGUCUCCUUAUCUCCUGGCUGCUCUGCCCUCCCCGCCGGCUCAGGUUUGAAACAAUACUGGAGACGGCCCUAAACUGGAUUGGGCGGUUCCCAGGGGAAAUCAGGCCUAGAAGCAAAUUCUUUAAAGCAUGCUUUGUUUUUCCCUCAAAGGUUAUGAUAACCAGCUCAUGCGGGGAAGGAAAUGUACAUUAUUCACAGACCCUGACCCUGAACCAUCUGGCGCUGUUAUGUUUACUCGUCUCCUCUUGGACCCAUGUAAAUCGAUGUGUUCCUGCCAUUUGUUUUCUUCAAAAUAUCACCUAUUUUCUGUAAAUAUUAACAUGCUGAUGUAAUGAGAUCAUCUGUACAUUGA
Molecule: messenger RNA, 3839 nt
Organism: Pteronotus mesoamericanus
Lineage: Eukaryota; Metazoa; Chordata; Mammalia; Chiroptera; Mormoopidae
Gene: AFG2B
Product: AFG2 AAA ATPase homolog B
Exons: 8
Coding region: 14-2317 (767 amino acids)
Molecular function (GO): ATP binding; ATP hydrolysis activity
Source: RefSeq, a predicted model, not a curated record